Messenger RNA from Pteropus alecto (black flying fox), 1421 nucleotides. RefSeq names its product peptidase inhibitor 15 (gene PI15). Bases 481 to 1257 code for a protein of 258 amino acids. The record is from RefSeq and is a predicted model, not a curated record. Gene Ontology annotation, cellular component: extracellular region. The transcript has 5 exons. Lineage: Eukaryota; Metazoa; Chordata; Mammalia; Chiroptera; Pteropodidae.
UCACUCGGUGUCCAUAUAUAUCUGGGAGACAUGAUCAGCACAUUCUCUGUUGUUACCUGGGAUGCAUUUUUCCUCUUCACUCUCCAGAUGAAUUGCAAUUCCUAAAGAUUUCCCUCUGAAAAUAACUCUGCAGUGAUGCAUUCUGUGGUUCAGGCAUCGAGGGCAGAAGGUUCUCAUUCAUUUUAGAAUUAGUAGUCAUGCUGUUAAUGUUUCUCUAGCUAUAGAAAAUUCCCCUCGGGAACCUGCCUCAUAACACCGAGUAAAAUGUAAAGAGACCGUUACAGGUUGUCACCUAGGCUUGAGACUUCAACAUUUGUUUGGAUUUUUGGGGGAGAAAAUCGAAUCACACAAUGCUCCCAAACAGUGCCUUGUAAAUCCAGACUCUCUGGACCUACUUUUUUUUCCCUUCCAUCGACCCUAACUCUACCUUUCUGAUUUCAAAGCCAAGUGACCUCGGUGGCCUCUCCUCCGCCCCUCGAAAUGACAGCAAUCUCUGCCGUGAGCAGCGCCGUCCUGCUCUCCCUUCUCUGUGAAGCCAGCGCUGUCGUCUUACUCAACUCCACUGACUCAUCCUCGCCAACCAAUAAUUUCACUGAUAUCGAAGCAGCUCUCACAGCACAGCUAGACUCUGCGGACAUCCCCAAGGCACGGCGGAAGCGCUACAUUUCGCAAAAUGACAUGAUCGCGAUUCUUGAUUACCAUAACCAAGUUCGGGGCAAAGUGUUCCCACCAGCAGCCAAUAUGGAAUAUAUGGUUUGGGAUGAAAAUCUUGCAAAAUCUGCAGAGGCUUGGGCAGCUACUUGCAUUUGGGACCAUGGACCUUCCUACUUACUGAGAUUUUUGGGCCAAAAUCUAUCUGUACGAACUGGAAGAUAUCGCUCUAUUCUCCAAUUGGUCAAGCCAUGGUAUGACGAAGUGAAGGACUAUGCUUUCCCAUACCCCCAGGACUGCAAUCCUCGGUGUCCUAUGAGGUGUUUUGGCCCCAUGUGCACACAUUAUACGCAGAUGGUUUGGGCCACCUCCAAUCGAAUAGGAUGUGCAAUUCACACUUGCCAAAACAUGAAUGUGUGGGGAGCGGUGUGGCGACGGGCAGUUUACCUGGUGUGCAACUACGCCCCAAAGGGCAACUGGAUUGGAGAAGCACCAUAUAAAGUAGGGGUACCGUGCUCAGCUUGUCCCCCAAGUUAUGGGGCGUCCUGUACUGAUAAUCUGUGUUUUCCAGGAGUGACGUCAAACUACCUAUACUGGUUUAAAUAAGUUUGUCUUUUCCUCCCGGAAACAGAAUGGUUUCUGGGAAUCAUAGGUCUAUAUAUAUGUUGAGUUUUGCACAUAUUAUACAUAUUUUAUAGUAAUCUUGUUUUCUUUUUAUUAUUCAUUGUAUAAAUUAGUGUUUGUCUAGUAUGUUUGUUUAAUCUUUUGAG